AAUCGAGUCUACCUAUUCGGAUAAGCCCUACUUGCCUAUAUUAUAUAGUUCAACAAGGAUUGAAAGACAUUCUCUUGGAAACCAAAUAUGAGUUGACAAUUUCUAUAUAUUAAAAAAAAAAGGGUAGUGUUGCCAAUAUAUUCGGUGCGUAUCCCUCCCAAGAAUGGCUUGAACCCAUAAAGUCUUCCCGCCAAAACAACAAAAACACUAGAAAAAAUCCUUCUCUUUUGACUGCAACAUCUGAGGAAGAAGAAAGAAGAAUGGUUGAGAUGGCGAAUCUCCCAGAAGACAUAAUGAAGGAGAUCCUCUUAAGGUUACCCGUGAAGAUACUGCUUCGAUUCAGGUGCGUAUCUCAAGAUUGGCGAUCUUUGAUUAGUGAUUCUUUCUUCAUCACUCUAUACAACAAUAACCGAUUCAGAGAGAAAAACACUUCUCUCAUCUUAACUGAUGGAACUGCUUUUUACACGAUAGUGGACAAUUCAUGCCAUAAACUUGAUAUCCCUUUGUUAACUUGUACCAAAUUGGAGAACUGGUGGCAUGAAAUCAAAGUCUUGGGUUUGUGCAAUGGGUUGUUAUGUUUUUCGUUGAUAAGGUCUUCCUGGAUUCAUAACGAAGACCCAAUAUAUCUGUUGAAUCCAGCCACUCGAGAACUCAAGAAGCUUCCACCUGGUCCCUGUGAAAGAUCUCAUUGCAAUUUCAUUCGGUGUGGAUUUGGGUUUGAUCCCAUGAGCAAUAGCUACAAGGUUGUUAAGAUUUUAUACUAUUAUGAGAAUAGUACUAAUGAGAGUGAUGUCUGGGUGUACUCGUCGAAUCUCGAUAACUGGAGAAAACUGGGAGAUAUACCAGUCCCUGAUCUAGACCUAGACCUGGACUUCUCUUUCUCUUGUAAUUCAAGAACCCUAGUUUUCAAUGCUGCUAUGCAUUGGAUUGUAUAUCUGAAGGACGGUUCAGGUUGUUUAGUUUCCUCAAUCUUUUCUUUUGAUCUAGUACAUGAGGUGUUUAGUGAGUUACCGCAACCUCCUGAAAAAGGAUCCUACAAAGAUAUGAUGGUGAUGGAAGGAUGUCUUUCUGUUUUUGGUAUUAACAGUGAAACAAGAUCUUACUGGGUGAUGAAGGAAUAUGGUGUUCAAGAAUCUUGGACUAAACAACAUUCUUGGACUAAACAACAUAUCUUUUACGAUUUGAUUGGUUUGGCCCAUGCACCAGUACAAUUGUGGCAUGAUGAACUUCUGUUACACUACUUCACUGAGAAGUUUCUUCUGUACAACACUAAGAACAAGACAGUAAGGAAUCAUGUAAUUCUUGGACUUCCAACUAAGUUUAAAGUAUUUGUUUACACUGAGGGUCUUGUUACGCUCAAAGGUUUCCCAACAAGUGCAGGAUAACCGGUGGACGGAAAAAGAAAGAGAGAAGAAGAAGAUUAAUGAGAAGGGAUGACCCAAAAAUCAAAACCCUUCUCUUUAAUCCUAUAUUUCAUUCACUAUUUUG
Messenger RNA from Macadamia integrifolia, 1488 nucleotides. RefSeq names its product F-box/kelch-repeat protein At3g23880-like. The transcript has a single exon. Gene Ontology annotation, molecular function: protein binding. The record is from RefSeq and is a predicted model, not a curated record. Lineage: Eukaryota; Viridiplantae; Streptophyta; Magnoliopsida; Proteales; Proteaceae. The coding region runs from base 261 to 1385 and encodes 374 amino acids.